Messenger RNA from Oppiella nova, 907 nucleotides. The record is from the annotation of a GenBank genome assembly. Lineage: Eukaryota; Metazoa; Arthropoda; Arachnida; Sarcoptiformes; Oppiidae.
UUACAGUCAGCCCUCCAAUGAUGUCUCGAAGAUUCAAUUGAGUCCACAACAGAUCCGAACAUUCAUUAUGACCAUUGAGGACAACACUAAGAGAGUCAACUGUUCCCUACAAUGGGAGUCCAUAACUGGCACUAAAAUACCCGAAAAUGCAAUCAUCGGUGGCUUUGAUAUCGACUCAAAACCUCUGUAUAUUUGUCGCCAUAAACAGGACCAAGAUAUUAUUCCGGGAAAAGCAAAUGAAAAUAUCGGAUGUGUGGUAACGAAGGGAGGGAAAGCCUACUCAAUAAAAUCGGGUUAUGAAGUACUUCAGGGACACGACUACGAUUGGGUGGAAAGGCAUGGCGGCGAUGUUGUACCCGAUCGGGCCUUCGUUGCCGGUCAUAACUCGAACUCAAACCCCAUAUUUGUGGGCAAAUGUGACCUACAUUUCGGUCCAAAUGAGACUCAAGUGGUCGGCAAAGUUGACCACAAGUUUUACUACGGAUGGGGAGAUGUUGAGCGCUCAGACUGUCUCAACCAUAUGAUUAUGACGUCGGACAUGUCAUCGCAAAACACAUCCAACGCGUCCAAUAGGGAUGAGUUGGCGGAGAUGGACAACGACUCGGACGCCAUGACAGAGGGGUCGGAGCGUCGGAAGCGGGUGUUUGGGAAGGAGUUACGGUGUAUGAUGUAUGGCUUCGGUGAUGACCACAACCCCUUCACUGAGUCCGUCGAUAUGCUCGAAGACCUCGUCAUCCAGUUUGUCGCUGACAUCUCGUUGAAGGCUCAGGAAGUCGGCAAAAAUGGCAAGAUAUCCGUCGAAGACGUCCUCCAUUGCGUCAAACGGGAUGAACGCAAGUACUCCAGAGUUAGGGAUCUCUUGUCGAUGAAUGAAGAGCUGAAGAAAGCGAGGAAAGCCUUCGACGAG